AGGAAAAAUAAAAAAUAAAAAUCUAAACCCUAGCCUUCUGCUUCAUUCCCUCACCAAAUCUGCUCUGAUUCUCCUCACUCUCCGAUAUUGGCCGCACCUGCUCGCCGGCACGCCCACUAUCGCCACCUUUCUUUCUUCUCUACGUCUCUGCUGCAAUUGCACGCCUCCCUAAUCGAAUCUUAAUUCUUUUCUUUGUUUAAUUUGGAAUUAGGUCAAAUCUUUAUUUUCAAAUCCUGCAUAAAUCGACUGCUGUAGACGGAUGGAUGUAUAUAUUUUUUGGGAUCAAAACAGGAUUUCCAAUCAGACUGAAUUUCAAUCGCCCGCUUUGAUUAUGUGAUUCUGCACUGGCUCUACGAACCUCUCCCACAUUCCCAAUCCCAGUCGCCAACUUCCUGAAUAUCUCUCUACCCUUACUUUGGUUUUUUUUCCAUCUCUCUCUGGAUAGGACUUUUGAGGCGCUAGGGUUGGUGGUUUAACGUUUCAAUUUGGCGAUAUUUCUAUGGGUCGAAAGAAGCCUACUGCACGGGAUGAUGACAGCGCCCCAGCGGCAGCUCAGGGUGGUGGGAAGUCGAAGAAAAAGACAUUUGCAGUAGACGAUGAUGAGUACUCCAUCGGAACCGAGUUGUCUGAAGAAGCCCCAGUUCAGGAGGAGAAGGUCGUGAUAACUGGGAAAAAGAAGGGUAAGAAGGGAAAUUCAAAAGUUUCACAAGUUAAAGGGGAUGAUGAUGAGGAUGAGGAUGUGGAUAGUGUUUCAGAAAUUGUUAUCACCGGGAAGAAGAAGGGUAAGUCGAAGAAGGGUGGAAGUAGCAGUGCUUUUUCUGCUUCCAGCUUUGGUUUACUUGAGGAGGAGGGAGAGGAUGGUGCUGAUAAUGAUGAUGAAUCUGUGUUAACUGCAGAAAAGGAUGACGAUGAAGGGGAUGAUUCUGAAAUCAAGUUUUCAGGUAAGAAGUCGUCGUCGAAGUCUUCCAAGAAGAGUGGUUUUUCUGCAGUGUCAGCAUUCAGUGCCCUUGAUGACGAGGAAGAUGAGGAUGUAAUUGAUAAUGAGAACAAAGUUGACGAAGGGAUUGAUGAUGAGCCUGUUAUUGCAUUUACAGGUAAGAAAAAGUCAUCAAAAGGUGCCAAAAAGGCUGUGAAUGCAUUUUCAGGUUUUAGUGGUCUUGAUUAUCAGGAUGAGGACAGAGAUGCUGACAAGGUUGAGGAUGAAGAUGUUACAACGAUUAGCUUCUCUGGUAAGAAAAAGAAGUCAGCUAAGGGUUCAAAGAAAAGUGGCAAUUCGGUUAGUGUAGCAUUUGCUGAUGAGGAUAAUGAUGGCGAUGUUUCUAUUUCAGAGCCAAAUAAAUUACAAAAUGAUGGUGUUGAUGAAGACGAUGACAAUGUUAUUGCGUUUUCUGGCAAGAAAAAGUCCUCUAAGAAGAAAAGCAGCAGUUCUUUUGUCACAUUAAGUGAUGAAAAUCCGCUGGGGAAUGAUGUUAAAGAUGUAUUCGUACCCGAAGUACUUAAUUCAGCAAGUACCAGUUUUGCUUCUGAUUUAUCUAAAGCUAACAAGACGGAGGGGGUAGCAGAAACUUCAAAAAAUAAAAAGAAAAAGAAGAAGAGUGGAAGGACUGCUCAAGAAGAAGAUGAUUUGGAUAAGAUUCUUGCUGAGCUAGGAGAGGGGCCUACUAUAUCAAAACUAGCAGACCCUCCUCUUUCUUCACAAGAGGCCAAAGUUGAGAACCCACCUGACCUUGUAACUCCUCCUGAUGCAUCAGCUGAAAAGGAAGCUGAAGAAGAGAGCACAGAAACGGCUGCAGCUAGGAAGAAGAAAAAGAAAAAGGAGAAGGAAAAGGAGAAAAAGGCUGCAGCUGCAGCGGCAGCAGCUGCUGAAGGGAAGGAUGAGAAAAUUGAGGAGGUAAAGACUGAAAUUAUAGAACCCAAAAAAGGUGCUGCAAAGAGUAAAGUGCCAGAUAAGAAAGUGCCGAAGCAUGUUAGGGAGAUGCAAGAGGCUAUGGCUAGGAGGAAAGAAGAAGAAGAGAGAAGGAAAAGGGAAGAGGAAGAGAAAUUGAGGAAGGAGGAAGAAGAGAGACGGAGGCAAGAAGAACUUGAAAGGCAAGCUGAGGAGGCUAAGCGUAGGAAAAAGGAAAGAGAAAAAGAAAAGCUCCUAAAGAAGAAACAAGAAGGCAAGCUGUUAACAGGGAAACAAAAGGAAGAACAACGGAGGUUGGAGGCAAUGAGGAACCAGAUAUUAGCAAGUUCAGGGGGUUUGCCACUGUCUGCAUCUGACCCUAGUGCACCAACCAAACGACCAAAAUACCAGACAAAGAAGUCAAAACCUGCCCAUCAUCAAACAAAUGGUAGUGCGCAAACUAAGGUGAUGGAACAUACAGAAGAAAAGAUACAAGAAAAAGAUGUGGCAGAUUCUGAAAUAUUGGAGUCUGAGAAGAUUGAACCUGUUGAGUCGAUGCACGUGGAGGAAAAAUCGGAUAUUAUUGAGGUUUCUGAAGAUAAUGAAAUUAAAAAAGAGGACGAGGAUGAGGAUGAGGAUGAGGAUGAGUGGGAUGCAAAGAGUUGGGAUGAUGCUGUUGUUGAUCUUUCCUUAAAAAGUUCCUUUGCUGAUGAGGAGCUUGAUUCAGAGACUGAGAAUGGCAUGAAAAAGGAUGGAAAGAAUGGUGCACAAACUUCACGUGAUGCAGGUGCCAAGCCAAUUGCCCCUGCCCAAAAAAGUUUACCUUCUCAGCCUAUAAGGUAUCAAGAUAUUGAAAACAGAAAGAAUCAGCCUGAGGUUGAGGUUGUUGACAAGGGCAAACGAAAAGAUGAUGCUGUUAAGAAAAAAAUUUCAACAUCAGAUACUACUACUAAACAACAGGAAGAAAAUCUUCGCUCACCCAUUUGUUGUAUUAUGGGCCACGUUGACACUGGUAAAACCAAACUACUGGACUGUAUUCGUGGUACAAAUGUUCAAGAGGGAGAGGCAGGAGGAAUUACGCAGCAGAUUGGGGCAACAUAUUUUCCUGCUGAGAACAUUCGUGAAAGAACUAGGGAAUUGAAAGCUGAUGCAAAGCUGAUGGUUCCUGGCUUGCUUGUUAUUGAUACCCCUGGGCACGAAUCAUUUACAAAUUUGCGUUCUCGUGGUUCGGGUUUAUGUGACCUUGCAAUUUUGGUUGUUGACAUCAUGCAUGGCUUAGAGCCACAAACAAUAGAAUCUCUAAAUCUCUUGAGGAUGAGAAACACAGAAUUUAUUAUUGCUCUGAAUAAGGUUGACAGACUUUAUGGGUGGAAAACAAUCCGCAAUGCACCAAUACUGAAGACAAUGAAGCAGCAAUCCAAGGAUGUGCAGAAUGAGUUCAAUAUGAGGCUUAUUCAGAUUAUCACUCAAUUUAAAGAGCAAGGAUUGAAUACCGAGCUGUAUUAUAAAAAUAAAGAAAUGGGGGAGACUUUCAGUAUAGUACCUACAAGUGCUGUUACUGGUGAAGGUAUUCCAGACUUGUUAUUAUUAUUGGUUCAGUGGGCCCAGAAAACCAUGACGAAGAAACUUACAUAUAGUGAUGAAGUGCAGUGUACGGUCUUGGAGGUCAAGGUUGUUGAAGGCCAUGGAACAACUAUUGAUGUCAUAUUGGUUAACGGUGUACUGCAUGAAGGAGAUCAAAUAGUUGUUUGUGGCAUGCAGGGCCCAAUUGUUACUACUAUUCGAGCCCUAUUGACCCCCCAUCCAAUGAAGGAGCUCCGAGUGAAGGGAACGUAUCUGCAUCAUAAAGAAAUCAAGGCUGCUCAGGGAAUUAAAAUAACUGGACAGGGUCUUGAGCAUGCCAUUGCUGGAACCAGUCUUCAUGUGGUAGGUCCUGAGGAUGACUUGGAAGACAUUAAGGAUUCAGCUAUGGAAGAUAUGAAGUCAGUAAUGAGCAGGAUAGACAAGACUGGUGAGGGAGUCUGUGUUCAAGCAUCUACACUUGGUUCCUUGGAAGCAUUGUUGGAGUUUUUGAAGAGUCCGGCUGUGAGCAUUCCUGUUAGUGGAAUAAGUAUAGGACCCGUUCAUAAAAAAGAUGUCAUGAAAGCUAGCGUAAUGCUUGAAAAGAAAAAGGAAUAUGCCACUAUUUUGGCUUUUGAUGUUAAAGUGACUCCAGAAGCUCGAGAACUUGCUGAUGAGCUUGGUGUGAAGAUUUUUAUUGCUGAUAUCAUCUAUCACUUGUUCGACCAGUUCAAGGCCUACAUUGAUAAUCUUAAAGAGGAAAAGAAGAAAGAAGCUGCUGAGGAAGCAGUCUUUCCUUGUGUUCUCAAGAUUUUACCUAACUGCAUUUUCAACAAGAAGGAUCCAAUUGUGUUGGGGGUUGAUGUAAUUGAUGGCAUUGCCAAGGUUGGCACACCAAUCUGUAUUCCUCAACGAGAAUUUAUUGAGAUUGGUCGCAUCGCAUCUAUUGAAAAUAAUCACAAACCUGUUGAUUAUGCAAAGAAGGGGCAGAAGAUUGCCAUUAAGAUUGUUGGGCACUCUUCGGAGGAACAGCAAAAGAUGUAUGGUAGGCAUUUUGAUUUGGAGGAUGAACUUGUCAGUCAUAUAUCAAGGAAGUCCAUUGACCUACUCAAAGCCAAUUAUCGGGAUGAUUUGUCCACGGAGGAGUGGAGACUGGUGGUGAAAUUGAAGAACCUUUUCAAGAUACAAUGAGAUGGACGAAGCACCAACUUGAUCGGCUUGUGAUUCUUCAAAACAGCUGGUUCGGAUGCGGUCAUUGGAUUGUCAUGUUGAAGAGGCAGAGGCCAUGUGGUAGGGAAGGAAGGCUGUUCCUUGAAAAAGCCACCUGUGCCGAGUUUAUGGGAAGGAUGAACGUUGAAUUCUUCAUGAAGGUGGGGAAGGUAUGUGCGGCGUAACAGGGUUCUUUCGUUUGCAUGAGAAAGCUACUAACCAAUCAAUUGAAAUGCUCUCUUUUUGUGGAGUCAUUGAAUACCUAAGUUUUGUUGUGGUUUAUCUGUUGAUUUCUGUAUGAAAUAAGUGAUUGGGAGAUUGUGAACUUAAAGGGAGAUGAUCAAGAUCUGUAAUUAUAUAUGUUUUUAACAUUCUUCGCCAAUUUAGUAUCUUUCUCUAA
This is a messenger RNA of Cucurbita moschata (crookneck pumpkin), 5054 nucleotides long. RefSeq names its product eukaryotic translation initiation factor 5B-like. The coding region runs from base 500 to 4636 and encodes 1378 amino acids. The transcript is spliced from 13 exons. Gene Ontology annotation, molecular function: GTPase activity; translation initiation factor activity; GTP binding. The record is from RefSeq and is a predicted model, not a curated record. Lineage: Eukaryota; Viridiplantae; Streptophyta; Magnoliopsida; Cucurbitales; Cucurbitaceae.